This is a messenger RNA of Henningerozyma blattae CBS 6284, 1773 nucleotides long. RefSeq names its product glycolipid translocation protein (gene RFT1). Gene Ontology annotation, biological process: dolichol-linked oligosaccharide biosynthetic process; glycolipid translocation. The record is from RefSeq and is a predicted model, not a curated record. The transcript has a single exon. NCBI's taxonomy places the organism in Eukaryota, Fungi, Ascomycota, Saccharomycetes, Saccharomycetales, Saccharomycetaceae. Gene Ontology annotation, cellular component: endoplasmic reticulum membrane. Bases 1 to 1773 code for a protein of 590 amino acids.
AUGGAAAAAAAAACUUCAAAUAUUGGGUCGAUACCUUCGUCUGGUGAGCAGAUUCUAGCAAAAUCUACUAAAGGGGCAACUUUCCUAAUGAUGACUCAAAUUUUCACUAAAAUGAUCACAUUCAUUCUGAAUAGUUUACUAGUCAGGUUUUUAUCUCCCAGAAUAUUUGGGAUUACUGCAUUUUUGGAAUUCAUCUUAGGUACAGUUUUAUUCUUUAGUAGAGAAGCAAUUAGGUUAUCAACUCUUAGGAUUAAAGAGAAUCAAGAAUCUGUCAGUGAAACAAACACAUAUUCAACUGGAACUAAGCAUCAUAGUCAUAGCAAUAAUAGCAAAGAUGUUCUUACAAGCUCCAAUAGAUUAUCUAAAUCUCCUGUAUUACAGACAGUAGUGAAUUUUGCACACAUUCCAUUAUGGAUAGGCAUUCCAUUAUCAAUAGGGCUAAUUUCAUGGCAAUAUAGAAAUGUUAACUCAUAUUUUGUUGGAUUACCAUUUUUUACAUGGUCUAUUUUUCUAAUUUGGGCAAGCAUAAUAAUUGAAUUGUUGAGUGAGCCUUUCUUUAUUGUGAAUCAAUUCUUCUUAAAUUAUGGCACAAGGUCUUGUUUUGAAAGUAUAUCAGUAACAACUGGCUGCUUAACUAAUUUUAUUGUUAUUUAUGCUUUUGAAAAAAACUUACUCUUUGCUAUCCCCAAAGAAGACUUGGAAAUAAAUAAAGAAGGGAUUGCAAUUUUGGCAUUCGCUAUUGGGAAGUUUGCUCAUUCAAUUACUUUACUAUUGUGUUAUUACUAUGAUUAUUUUAAGAACUUCAGAGCUAAAAGGCUAUUCCAUAUGAGAUUAGUCAAGAUUCAUUCAUCUUCAGAUUCUACUUCUAAAGUAUCUUAUUAUUUUCAGGCUGAUAUUUUGGAACAUUUUAGGAAAGUUUAUUUCCAGAUGUGCUUUAAACAUUUAUUAACAGAAGGUGAUAAACUAGUGAUUAAUUCAUUAUGUACUGUAGAAGAACAGGGUAUUUAUUCAUUAUUAUCAAAUUAUGGAUCUUUAGUGACAAGAUUGUUAUUUGCCCCAAUUGAAGAAUCUUUGAGAUUAUUUUUGGCUCGAUUAUUAUCCGUUAAACGUAAUAACAAAAAUUUGAUUUUGUCCAUGGAAGUGCUUGUAAAUUUAACAAAAUUUUAUUUAUAUUUGUCAUUAAUUAUAGUUAUAUUCGGUCCUAUUAAUUCUUCCUUUUUAUUACAGUUUUUAAUUGGAACAAAAUGGUCAACAACUACACUACUUGAUACAAUCAGAAUAUAUUGUUUUUAUAUACCCUUUUUAGCAAUAAAUGGUAUUUUUGAAGCCUUUUUCCAAAGUGUUGCUUCAGGUGAUCAAAUAUUGAAACAAUCAUAUUUAAUGAUGGUCUUUUCUGGUAUAUUUUUGCUAAAUUGUUAUAUUUUUAUUCAAUAUUUGGAUUUAUCACUUGAUGGUUUAAUUUUAAGUAAUAUUAUUAAUAUGAUUUUACGAAUUACUUAUUGUGGUUGGUUUAUUAGUAAAUUUUACAAAGAAUUACAUACUGACAGGGGCUCAUUUGUUAUUAAUUUCAAAAAUUUUGGAAGUGUAUCGAUGAUUGGUUUAAUUAUGUGCUUAUUUGAUUAUUGGUUUAUUGGAUACGUUAAGAAUUUCCAACAAUUAUUUAUUAAUAUAUUUUUGGCCUUGUCAUUAUUAAUAAUAAUGAUAUAUCAGGAGAGACUGUUGAUUAAGAGAUAUAUUAAUAGGGGGAAAGCUAAUGAGUUUAAGGAUGUCUAA